Messenger RNA from Psylliodes chrysocephalus, 543 nucleotides. NCBI's taxonomy places the organism in Eukaryota, Metazoa, Arthropoda, Insecta, Coleoptera, Chrysomelidae. The record is from the annotation of a GenBank genome assembly.
UGGGACAGAUGUGUCCGAUGUUGAUAAAAAAACGCUCGAGAUGUAAAAAAUGCAUCCGGUGCGGAUUCUCAAACGCUGCAAUAGUUUGUUACCGCUAAAAUCCAAAGAAAGAUAUAGGUACCAUGCAGAAAGAAUCGCAGAAGGUCCUAGAAUUAGACGAUACGGCUACGAUGAUAGAAUGUUACAAAGUGGUUUAUUGCCCCGUGUAAAAGAUGGAGAAAGUUUACCAAUACCCUUAUACAAACCAAAGAACAGUUGGUCAGAAAAAAGAGCCUUGUUUGGACAAAACGAUUACAUAGACAUACUAGGCAAUGAAAAGUUACAUCCUACAAAAAUAUUGUACAAUAUGCCGAGAUGGUUAAGAGGUGUAGGAGGAAAUGAAUAUCAAGUGAUGCUUAGGAAGCGAAAAAUGUUGGGUCAGACAGUGUAUCCCAUAGCAAGGCCCACUAAAUGGUAUCAAUUAGAAAAGAGAAUUCAUUGGUUGUACAAAUUUUUGAAUAGGAAAACUAAAACGAGUUAUUAUUAAUUUUUUUUGUAAUAUAA